Messenger RNA from Adineta ricciae, 1362 nucleotides. The record is from the annotation of a GenBank genome assembly. Lineage: Eukaryota; Metazoa; Rotifera; Eurotatoria; Adinetida; Adinetidae.
AUGUCUCGCAUAACUUUCUUAUUGUACGUGCUGUUCAACGUUUCGUUGGCAACGACUACUGUUCCAUCAAACGUUUGCUAUCAGGAUCUUGGAUGCUACAUACCGCGACCUGGUUUUACACUGUUACCUCAAUCUCCUGAGAAGAUCAAUACGAAAUUCUCUCUCUUCAAAAGAAAGCAACCUAUUCAAGCAGAAAUAAUCUCUUCUUCAAAUUUGGGUUCGUUCGACCGUACGAAACCGAUCAAAUUGAUUAUUCAUGGUUUUACCGAUCAAUCAUCGAGUGCUUGGGUGGUUAACAUGACGCAAGAGCUGUUGAAACAGGAAGAUAUGAAUGUCAUUACUGUUGAUUGGUCUGGUGGCAAUCAAUUUCCCUAUGGCCAGGCCGUGGCCAACACCGUCAUUGUUGCAGCUGUUAUUCGACAACUUCUUCAAGCGAUGGUCAAUGCCGGUGCAAAACCGCAACAAAUGCAUUUAAUUGGUCAUAGUUUGGGUGCGCAUGUAUCAAGUUAUGUAGGACGAGAUUUUCACAAUUUAGGAAGAAUAUCUGGCUUAGAUCCUGCCGGACCGGAAUUCUAUAAUUCUCUCAUUUCUGAUCGCCUUGAUCCAUCCGAUGCUAUAUUUGUGGAUGUCAUUCAUACUGACGGUGCACCACGGGUUCAGUCUGGUUUCGGUCAUUUAGAUGCAUUAGGACAUGUUGAUUUCUAUCCUAACGGUGGUUCCGCCCAGCCAACUUGUGGUAGCAAUACCGGAGAUGUUCUUCUCCAAUCAGCAUGGAACUUAAUCAGUACUUUCAAUAUAGGAAAUGCUGCUAGCUCAAUGGCUUGCAAUCAUAUGUCAGCAGUAUACUAUUAUACUGAUUCGAUUAAUUCACAUUCGCCAGCUUUUGCUUAUCCUUGUUCGGAUUAUAAAAGUUUUGAACGAGGCCUUUGCACAUCUUGUGGUUCGCAGUUUGAUCAAUGUCAACGUGCCGGUUACCACGCUUCAUCGUUGAAAACACUUGGUAAACUGUAUCUUAUGACUUUGAACGGAGUCAAACCGCCACAUUUUGGUUUUCAAUUCAAAGUAACACUUGAAUCAAAUAUGAACGACAGUAAACAACAAACACGCGGUAUCAUAAAAAUCAAAUUCGACGAACAAGAAGAGGAGACAUCGCUAUUUGAUGAAAAAAUACUAUUCAAAAGUAGUUCCGUCAAUUCAAAAACGAUUCUCAUUGCUCGUCAACCUGCAUCACUGAAAGAGAUUACCAUUUCGUUCAAAAAAAGCCUAAGUUCAAAUUUCGGUCUUGGUCUCUCUAAUCAAUGGAACUUUCGUUCGGUCAGCAUUCUUGAUAUGCAAUCUCAUCUAAGGCAAGUCGUCUACUGA